AUGGUAUGGGCAACAGUUGUGAUAGCCGACUACAUGCUCGAGUUCAGGCUCGAGUUCCUCUGGCCAUUUUGGUUGAUGUUGAGAACCGCAUAUGAAUCCUUCAAGUACCAUGGACUUGUGAUUGCUGAUAAGGGUGUUUGCGUGUCGACUGUGGCACUGUGCUGCUUGGUGGUGUACGUGGAGGGCGCAGUCCGAGCUCGGGCCGUGUUGGAGCUGUGGCGACCGCUCGCCGCUCACUGCCUCGGCUACCCGGCUAUAUCACUCGGCUUUGGAUUCAAGGCUUACGUCGGUCGUCGUUUGCGUCAACGUCGACAGCGUCAAGUUAGAGCUGAGAACGAAUUCUACUUCCAGCUCCUGAGAGACGCAUUGCCGGAGAGUGCUUUGGAACAGAAGUCCGAGGAAAAUAAAGUCAUAAGCAACGGCGAGUGUAACCAGACGAGUCAAACGACACAGACACAGACCCAGAGCCAGAACAACACGCACAUGAUCGGCUCAGUGAAGAGACGCUGUGCGAGGGACCACAACGGAGUCUGUGUGGCGGACCACGCGCUCACCGUCAAGUUGGAUAAGCUAGAAAAGCACAUACAGCGUGACAAAACGCACACGAGCGCUCCGGCCGGUUCUGCGCACGCGCACACUAACGGCUCGGCGGGCGGGGCGGGGGCUGGGAACGAAGAACACGAACCGUGGAGAAGUAGCAAAACAAUCAAGUGUGAAAAGAAAGAGGCUGCUAGUGUUACAAAGAAGAAUAAAAAUAAAGAUAAAGAUAAGGAUAAGGAUAAGGAUAACAGUGAUAGUCAUAAGAGCACAGAUAUAACAAAAGAGAUAUUAUUUAAAGAGAAAGAAGUCGAAAGUACAAAAGAAAGUAUAAAAAAUAAUAAGGAAAUAAAUAGUCAUAAAGAAAGAGAAAGGGAGAGAGAAAAGGAAAGAGAAAGGGAACGCGAAAGAGAAAGAGAACGGGAAAGAGAGAGAGAAAGAGAAAGGAGAGAAGAAAGAGAGAAGGAGUUAAGAGAUAGGGAACGGGAACAGAGAGAUCAGGAACAGCGAGCCCGUUCGUUGAGUACUGAGCUUCGUCGUGUUCGAGCCGAGCUGACAGCGGCGCGCGCGGGCGAGGCGGAGGCUCGUAGGGCUCUAGCACAUGCACAGGAUAACAAAGAGGCCAGAUGGCGUAGUUCCGAGCGUCUGGCUCUGGAGCGUCGUCUGAGCGAGGAGAGACGCGCGCGGACCGCAGCCGAGAACCAGCUGAAAGCACAACAACAGGCCUCUAGGACUCCUAGCGGUGAGUGUGACAGCGAGUGGUGCAGGACGCGGCGUUCGGCGGCGGAGGCCGAGAGCCUCGCGCUGAGGAGGGAGCUUCAGCGGGCCUUAGAGAGGAGCUCCCAGCUGCAGAGAGAACUAGCGGGGGCUACGGACCAGGUCCGUACGUUAGAGGCGUGGGAGGCCCGGGAGGCCGUGGAGAGGUCCCGAGCUGAAGACGCCCUGUCCGCAGUCAACGCCCUGCAGGAACGAGCCGCGCACCUCGAGAGGAGUCUGUCCGCUGAGACGCGGGUCAAACUGGAUCUGCUAUCAGCAUUAGGAGACGCUAAGAGACACAUGCGGAUACAAGAAGGUCUAAUAACGAGACAAGAAAAAGAAAUAGAAGAACUGAAAGCUCAAAUGUUAGCAGUGAUGCCAACAGAAUUCAUGACUCCAUUGACAAACAGCGUGUCCAAGCUUCGACUCCCGGACGGGUCACCGUUGGACCCAAACGCUACAGUGUACACCCCUAAACAACUCUGUUCGGAUGCUUAA
Molecule: messenger RNA, 1791 nt
Organism: Danaus chrysippus (African queen)
Lineage: Eukaryota; Metazoa; Arthropoda; Insecta; Lepidoptera; Nymphalidae
Source: the annotation of a GenBank genome assembly